Anoplophora glabripennis (Asian longhorned beetle) is the source of this 2438-nucleotide messenger RNA. RefSeq lists its product as uncharacterized. The transcript has 4 exons. The record is from RefSeq and is a predicted model, not a curated record. The coding region runs from base 240 to 1499 and encodes 419 amino acids. Lineage: Eukaryota; Metazoa; Arthropoda; Insecta; Coleoptera; Cerambycidae.
UAAUAAGACAAUUAUAGGUUAUGAUAAAGUGAUAAACACAAUUUAAAACAGAUAAAAUAAUUCUUCACAAAGUUCUCUGAAAACAAAGGUUUAUUAUUUACACAUCAGUGGUAGAAAGUUAUGUUUAAUUAAUAAUGUAACUGCUGCCAAAAAUACGUAAGAUUGUUAUUUUUAGUUAGAUAUAAUUAUUACCUGUUUUAUUAACUGAAACCAUUUUUCAGUCAAAAAGUAUUUUUAAGAUGAAAAUAUUGAUUGUUUUUUUACUCUGUAUCCUGUCUCAAGUUUUAUCACGGCAAUGGGUUGAUCCUCACGAUAUGAAUACAAAUGCAAAAAAGUAUUUGAAGAGGUCAUCAAGUACAGGAGGUUUAACUAAUAGAAGAGAGGACUGCAAUGUAAAUAUUGAAGAAAAUAAUUCUUUGAUAUAUCUAAAACGAGUCAUUAAUUUGCUAUUAAAUUCUGCUAACAUAAAAAAGGGUGAUUCGUUAGAAUACCGAGGACAUAUACAUUUCAGUAUUAAUCAUGAUGAUUUAAAUUUUUUAAAACGUUUCACUACUGUGCAGGAUGAAAAGAUCGAAGAUCUUAGAAAGUUGGAUGGUAUUUUAAGCAAGAGCUUGGAACGAAGCUAUUUGGAUAUCAUUUCUAGUACGUUUUCAUCUGCAGAAGAACAAAUUUACCAAUUGAUUUCCAGUCCAAAUUGUUUACCACUAUUGGCUCUCAGUUUCUGCUUUCCUUAUAUUGCUUACAACUUGUUUAAAUCAAAUUUUUCCGUAUGGCUCGCCUUCCGUUACUUUGUAUUGAUGGUUGUCAUGAUUGAUUUUGUACAGAGGUAUCAACAACUAUCUCAGGAUGCCGAAGAACACAACAUGAAUUUGAAAUAUUCUUUGAAAUGUGACACCACCAAAAUGACUUGGACUGAAUAUUUUAAAUUUUUGACAAGUCAUGAAGAUUGUGAAAAAAAAGUUGUGUCUCUUCUUGAGGUUGGUUUGAGUCAAGUGAAAAGUGUAAUAAUUAUACCAUUAUCUGCUGUAGGAACAGGGAUGGGGAAUUUUGCCUCAGAAUUAUGGGAGAAUUUACCAUUUCCAUGGAACAUAAUCAUUUUUCCUGCAAUGCUGAUAUUCUGCGCCAUACUUACCGCCAUCUUUAUGACGACUAUAAACAAUACGCCAUUUAAAUUCAACAUAAUGCACCUGCUUCAUUUGGAGUUUGGGGACAAAAAACAGACUAUUACAGGCAAGACAUUGGAAAAAUUGUUGGACGCCGUGAAUCAUAGACCGAUGUUGCAGGAGGUGCAAUCUGCCAGCAAUAAAACUUCACCAAGAAGGAAGGUCAAAAGUGCUAAGGAUGCAUCACCUAAUAAGAACAAUGUAGCUAAACCAGUUAAAAAUGUAAAACAAAUUGAAGCAAAUCAGCUAUCUAACCAGGAAAAACCUCAGGAUUUUGCUGAGCAAAAACAGUCAAAAACUGUAUGUGAACAAGAUAUUGCAGGAAAUAGCGAUUAAAAUUACGUGAUCAAAAACUUUUAUUAAUUUUUUGUUAAAUAUUACAAUUUUUUUUACAAUAUAGAUUUUAACAAUGAAUGUUUUUUUUUUUAUUUUCGGUUUCUUUUCCUAUUCUUGUCUUUUAUUAAUUUCCAAAAUUUUAUUCUUGGGGUAGAAAUAUACAAAAAUUAAAAGAAAAUACACUGCGAUUAGAAAAAUAAGUUUAUUUCAUACAUGUACAGCAUGUAAUUAAAACACUUGGCCAUACUUUAAUGGCCGAUUCUAUAACACAAUUUAACAGGAAAAAUGUACACCUAUCAAGAUACAGGGUGUUUAAAAUUAAUGAAAAUAUGUCAACCUACCAAGAAAAAAAAAUUCAGAAUUUUUUUUUCUAUGAACGUUUUCAAAUAAUAUAUUUGACUGGUUAUAAACUGGUUUUUCUUUCUCUCGCUCUCUCCCCUUCCCUCUUUCACCCUCCCUUUCGCCCCGCCUCACUCACAAGUCAGUGGACAAAAAUAUUUCCAGUGUAAAUUGUUCAAAAGGGUUUGAAGAACAAAACUAAUUAAAACUUUUUUAUCAUGAGCAGUAUAUGUUGGAAGAUUUUUAUCUCCCAUAGCUGUAAAAAGAUUUGUAAGUAAUAAAAAAUUCAAGCUUUAUGCCAAGUGGGACUAAACAUCGAAUUAUUUUUAAAUAAAGUAUUUUAAAUAAUUAUUUUUAAAUAAAAUUAAUGUUUGUUCAAGCAGUUACGUUAUGUAUGAAAGAAACUAUUAUUUACAUUAGCAUCCUUUAACUGUUUUUUUUUUGCAUCUCGAUGGACACUGUAUAUUUUCAUUAAUCUCGAAAAUAAAAUGUUUUUGAACACUUAGAGCAUGUCCCCACACAGAUGAAACGACUUGUAUGAUAAUGAGAAAUGCUGGUAUUGGAAACUAGCCUCCAAAGAUUCAGCUUGGCUUGUUUGUG